AUGUUGAUGUCUACAGGUUGUGGAGAAAAGAUGAAUGCCAUCCAGGUGAUUUCCCUCACUCUGCUGUCCGUCUUGGCAGCCAACGCCCAGGUCAUCAUGCCAGGAAGAUGCCCGAGGCCUGCUGUCCAGGAGAAAUUUGAUGCAGCCAGGUAUCUUGGUACAUGGUACGACAUCCAGAGACUGCCACAUAAUUUCCAGAAGGGCGAGUGCAGCACUGCCACCUACAGCCUGAAGAGCCCUGGAGUUGUUGGCGUCCUCAACAGAGAGCUGCUUGCUGAUGGGACUAUUGACUCCAUCAGCGGCACUGCCAUGGCUAAGGACCCCUCUGAGCCUGCCAAGCUGGUGGUUUCCUUCUUUGAGAAUUCUCCCCCUGCCCCUUACUGGGUGCUGUCCACCGACUACGACAACUACUCCCUGGUCUACAGCUGCACCGACCUCGGGGUGCUGCAUGUGGAGUUUGCCUGGAUCAUGAGCCGGCAGCCAACCCUGCCUGAGGAGACCAUUGAGGAGCUGCACAGCACCCUGUCCUCCAUCGGAGUCAGAGUGGAUAAGCUGCUCACCACCAACCAGGACCCAGUUUACUGCAGUGCCAUGAACCAGUAAACAGACUGAGACGGUUCUGCUUCAGACUGUUGAGUGGUGUGAGUGUUGCUUGUGUGCUCUGACUGUAUGUCUCAUGAAAAGUCAAUAAACUUAUUUAAAUUGAUUUUAACCUUCCUGUGGGUCUUUGUGGUGGU
Messenger RNA from Scatophagus argus, 737 nucleotides. RefSeq names its product apolipoprotein D-like. Gene Ontology annotation, molecular function: lipid binding. Gene Ontology annotation, biological process: tissue regeneration; brain development; lipid transport. The coding region runs from base 1 to 603 and encodes 200 amino acids. The transcript is spliced from 4 exons. Lineage: Eukaryota; Metazoa; Chordata; Actinopteri; Scatophagidae. The record is from RefSeq and is a predicted model, not a curated record.